UCAUCCCAUAUCUCAUUCCCAUUCCCCAAACGAAAUCCGCCGCAGCCCAGCGCUCCUCCGAUCCUUCCCCUCUCGGUCUCGGUCUCGUCUCGGCAUUUCCAAAUCCUUGCAACGGACGCAGGAGCUCAGUGCUCCUCCUCCCAGAUCUCCGAUAUCCCGAUGGCUCCCACGGUGGCGGCGGAGGCGGCGGCGGCCAAGGGGCAGCUGCAGCACACGGGGAAGGCGGUGGGGCUCGCCGCGCACGACGCGUCCGGCCACCUCGCGCCGCUCACCAUCACCCGCAGGAGCACUGGAGACGAUGAUGUAGCGAUAAAGAUCCUGUUCUGUGGGAUGUGCCACUCUGACCUGCACAGCAUCAAGAACGAGUGGGGCAACGCCAUGUACCCCAUGGUCCCUGGCCACGAGAUCGCCGGAGUGGUGACGGAGGUGGGCAAGAACGUGACGAGGUUCAACCCCGGCGACCGCGUCGGCGUGGGCUGCAUGGUGAACUCGUGCCAGUCGUGCGACGGCUGCGCCGAGGGCUUCGAGAACACCUGCGGCGGCGGCAUCAUCUUCACCUACAACUCCGUCGACCGCGACGGCACCGUGACCUACGGCGGCUACUCGAGCAGCGUCACGGUGCACGAGCGGUUCGUGGUGCGGUUCCCCGACGGGAUGCCGCUGGACCGCGGCGCGCCGCUGCUGUGCGCCGGCAUCACCGUGUACAGCCCCAUGAAGUACCACGGCCUGAACAAGCCCGGGAAGCACGUCGGCGUGCUGGGGCUGGGCGGCCUUGGCCACGUCGCCGUCAAGCUCGCCAAGGCGGCGUUCGGGAUGAAGGUCACCGUCAUCAGCACGUCGCCGGGGAAGAAGCAGGAGGCCAUGGACCGGCUCGGCGCCGACGCCUUCGUCGUCAGUAAGGACGCCGAGGAGAUGAAGGCGGCGGCGAGCACCAUGGAUGGCAUCAUCAACACGGUGUCCGCCAACAUCCCCCUGGCGCCGUUCAUGAGCCUGCUCAAGCCCAACGGCAAGAUGAUCAUGGUCGGCCUGCCCACCAAGGCUCUCGAGAUCCCGCCGUUUGAUCUCAUCAUGGGGAACAAGACCCUGGCGGGGAGCUGCAUCGGCGGCAUGAGGGACACGCAGGAGAUGCUCGACGUGGCGGCCAAGCACGGCGUGACGGCGGACAUAGAGCUGGUGGACGCCGACUACGUGAACACGGCCAUGGAGCGCCUCGCCAAGGCUGACGUCAGGUACCGCUUCGUCAUCGACAUCGGCAACACCCUCAAGAAUGCAGAUCAGUGAUCACAUGCAUGCAUGCAUGUGGCGACACUGCUGCUUGUACCUUCUCGGCUAUAUGAUGAACCGUUUCAUAUUUUUGUCGGUGAUAUUGUAGCAACGACGGACGUAAUAAAUAAUGUAGUAUGAUCUAAAAAAAUAAAUAAUGUAGUAUGAUGAUUACCUUCA
Sorghum bicolor (sorghum) is the source of this 1443-nucleotide messenger RNA. Its product is annotated as probable cinnamyl alcohol dehydrogenase 5. NCBI's taxonomy places the organism in Eukaryota, Viridiplantae, Streptophyta, Magnoliopsida, Poales, Poaceae. Gene Ontology annotation, biological process: lignin biosynthetic process. Bases 160 to 1281 code for a protein of 373 amino acids. Gene Ontology annotation, molecular function: cinnamyl-alcohol dehydrogenase activity; zinc ion binding. The record is from RefSeq and is a predicted model, not a curated record. The transcript is spliced from 2 exons.